UUAAUCAAGGAGGAUCAAAGUGAAGCUACAGGAGUUUCAUUAACGUCAACAACUUGGACCGAACACUUUGUUUUGCUUGAUGAAGAGCAGGAAGGGCAGCCUGGAGAGAAAGAGAAGCCGGGUUGAGCCCACUACCAUCAUCCACGUACCACAAGGAAGAUGAGGGAGAGAAAUGAUCCUAGCAUUAAAGAGACUGUGAAAAGAACGUUGAGAACAUCACCACUCUACAGGAAGACACAGUCCAGUAAUGGGUGUCAGAAGUUCAGUAGUGAACGACAGGGCAAAGACAGUGAUGAACAGCCACAGCUGACAGUGGACAUUGAGGAGCCACACACGGAGGUCCUGGAGGAGACUGUGGACAAAGGUGAAGAUUUGGUUUACUCCCUCAAUGACAGGCCACCAUGGUACCUCUGCAUUCUGCUUGGCUUCCAGCAUUACAUCCUCGCUUUCGGCGGCAUCAUUGCAAUCCCACUGAUCCUGGCUGAGCCUCUGUGCAUUAAGGACAACAACGUCGCCAAAAGCCAGCUCAUCUCCACCAUAUUCUUCGUGUCAGGGUUAUGUACACUGCUACAGACGGCUGUCGGCACCAGGUUACCGAUCCUUCAGGGUGGGACCUUCAGUUUCAUCACUCCGACCCUGGCCAUUCUCGCUCUGCCGAAGUGGCAAUGUCCAUCCCCAAACUCCCCAGUUAUGGUGUCCAUCAACACACAGAAUGGCACCAGGCUCAUAGAAGAUUCUGAUGAAGUCUGGAUGUCACGAAUGCGUGAGAUCCAGGGAGCCAUCCUGGUGUCGUCUCUGCUGCAGAUUGUCCUGGGCUUCUCCGGGCUGGUGGGCCUGGUGCUCAAAUAUAUAGGCCCUCUGGCUAUCGCUCCCACCAUCAAUCUAAUCGGCCUGUCGCUGUUCAUUGAGGCUGGAAAGAAGUCUGGAGGUCACUGGGGAAUAGCUGCUCUCACCGUCUGCCUGAUCCUCCUUUUCUCCCAAUAUCUCAGCAAAGUUGAUGUCCCAAUGAUCGCAUACAAGGAUAAGAAGUGGAAGGUUUUCCAGUAUCCGCUGUUCAAGCUCUUUUCGGCUUUGUUUGGGAUGUGUGGCAGCUGGCUGGUCUGCUUCUUACUGACCAUCUUUGACGUCCUGCCUUCAAAGUCGAAUGAGUAUGGCUAUUCAGCCAGGACCGACAUCAGCCUGGACGCUGUAGCAAACUCCCCAUGGUUCCAUGUACCUUACCCUGGUCAAUGGGGUAUGCCAACAGUAAGUGUGUCUUCAGUGCUGGGUAUGAUGGCAGGCGUCUUGGCAUCUACCAUGGAAUCUAUUGGUGACUACUACGCUUGCGCUCGCUUGUCCGGUGCCCCUCCACCACCUACUCACGCUAUUAACCGAGGUAUUGCUGUAGAGGGCAUCGGCUGCAUCCUGGCUGCACUUUGGGGAACUGGAAACGGCACCACCUCCUAUAGCCAGAACAUCGCUGCACUAGGCAUUACCAAGGUUGGCAGCAGACUUGUUCUCCAGACGACUGGUAUUCUCAUGAUCAUCCUGGGAAUCUUUGGGAAGUUUGGAGCAGUUUUUAUCACCAUCCCAGAUCCGGUCAUUGGAGGCAUGUUCCUUGUAAUGUUUGGAAUGAUUGCAGCUGUGGGGAUAUCCAACCUUCAGUAUGUGGACCUGAAUUCAUCCCGUAACCUCCUCAUCCUCGGCUUCUCUACCUUCAGUGGACUUGUUUUACCCACCUGGUUUCACUCCAAUCCUGGCAUCAUUGACACAGGAAUAAAAGAACUGGACCAAGUCAUUGUUGUGCUCUUCACCACCCACAUGUUCAUCGGAGGAUUCCUUGGGUUCAUCUUGGAUAACACAAUUCCAGGUACUGAAAAAGAGCGGGGCAUCAAGAGCUGGCAGGAGAAGGUGCACCAGGAGGGCAAAAAAAUGUGUGACCAAUCUUGCUAUGAUAUCCCUUUCUGCAAUGGUAUUUUGAAACGGUUUCGAUGUUUUCAGUACCUGCCCUUCCUCCCUUCUUACAAGACCAACCAAUAGGGAACAUUCAAGUAAUGAAGUGUUACCCUACAGGGUGGCCCUUUGGGCGGGUAAAGCCAAACAGUAGUUUACCUUAGGAUUGAGAGAUAGAACAAGUGGAACUGGAAUUGCAUUGAAAACAGGCUUCUAACCUCACAUAAACAUUGUUGGCUCAUAGGUUGUUUCAUUGUUUUACAUUAUUCAUGGUGAUGUUAAAUUGUUAGAGUGGAGUUAUAAAUAUGCUGACCACCAAGCUGAAUCUGUUAAUACUGUGCUGAGGCUUGACGGUCUUUACUACAGUGUGAGGGAAUGAAAAAAUUCACUUUUCUGAUAAAUAAAUACCAUCUUAUCCAAACCACAUAUCAUCUUGAGCACUUCAAGCAUUUUGUCCUUGUAUAAAGUCAGAAACUGAUUCAACUGAAUUUAUAGGAAAUAGUUGAGUUGCUGUAUCUACUAACUGUUGGAAUUUCCCCAAAAUUAACCUGCUCGAAAAGCAAAGAACAGCUGGAUACAGUGAGGAGGAAUAAUCAGAUAUAAUAUAUUAAAGAGAUAGUCCUCCUUACAUAUGUAAAAGACAGCAACAAUCUAUAACAUUUGUUCAUUUUAAUAGAUUUUAUCUCAUUGAAUUUAAUAUAUAUAAACAUAAAUGUAUACAUAUUUUUAUAGACAUCUCUUGCGAUCAAAGGAAAGUAAGCAUUACAUUGAAAAAAAAUUGGCAAAUCAAUGGACUAAUGUAUUGUUCCAAAGCAAUGUCAGAAAUGACGUGUCAUUUUUUUUUCUUCUCUAUUGUGUUAUUUAGGUUUUUAUGUGUAUAAAAGUUCUGCAAAGUUUAAAGUCCAAAGUCCAAAGUGAAGGGAGCUCCACAGAAAACACUGCUCCUGAGGACCUGAAACACCUCAUUUGUAGGUUGGUUGAAACUUACAUAAUAGUGAUGUCACGUGAGAAUUAUUUAUGUUACGUGACAGUGGGAUGCCCCAGAUUUGCUAAAUGCACAUCUAGUAGGUAAAGCCAGGAAAAGCAGCAUUGUCCAAAUAUGCUGGAAUCAACUUACCAAUCACAACAGAGCAGGCUAGCUGACCAAUCAUUGCAGACCAGCCUCUAUCAGGACGGGGGCCUGAAAGAGACAGGAGCUAAAACCACGAGUUUCAGACAGAGGCUGAAAAAAGGAUCAAGUAGGCUAAGAGGAAAAGUAGUGAAUUUUCUGAACAUUUCAGAAUUUUUAAAUAAUAACCCAAAGUAAACUCAUGAACCUGAAUAUUAGCAUAUGUUGCCUUUAAAGCCUCACACAAAGCCUGACUGAAUAAUUAUUUGUGUCCCGAAGCUCUAAGGUGUUACGAACGCACACAUUUUCAGUACGAUGAUUACUACCUCAACAAUAACAGCGGCUAAGAGAAACAUAUAAUUAAUGAAAGUUUUUUCCAUUUGAAUAAAAUGGUAUUCUGUUUUGUCUUUGAAAAGAGCCGUUUUCAUCAACAUUACUGCUUUAUACAGUACAUUUUGUCCUUUGUCACUCUAAAAGAAGUACAUUUGUGAUUUUGAAAUAUGAUGAUUUUACAUUUAAGAAUAUUUGUUAUUUUUAGUUUUUGUACUAUAACUUUGAAUCGAUUAUAACCUGUGACAAUAAAGGUUUGUUGUUAAAUAAA
Molecule: messenger RNA, 3641 nt
Organism: Pleuronectes platessa (European plaice)
Lineage: Eukaryota; Metazoa; Chordata; Actinopteri; Pleuronectiformes; Pleuronectidae
Product: solute carrier family 23 member 2
Exons: 13
Coding region: 160-2019 (619 amino acids)
Biological process (GO): transmembrane transport
Cellular component (GO): membrane
Molecular function (GO): transmembrane transporter activity
Source: RefSeq, a predicted model, not a curated record